Vigna unguiculata (cowpea) is the source of this 992-nucleotide messenger RNA. It is a transcript of the gene NIMIN-3, whose product is annotated as NIM1-interacting 3. Gene Ontology annotation, biological process: regulation of systemic acquired resistance. NCBI's taxonomy places the organism in Eukaryota, Viridiplantae, Streptophyta, Magnoliopsida, Fabales, Fabaceae. The record is from RefSeq and is a predicted model, not a curated record.
CUUGUGAGUCAAUUAACACGGUUUGAGUUCAUUGAAUUGAUUGAGCAAUUUCCAUGGUUCUUCGGUUGACUAGAGCAAGUUCAUGUCAGAUCUCAACUUACAGUGAGGCCUAUUAAUUAUUUUGGGUCCAAUUCUUAUUCAUGCUCUUCUUCACUUUGCCUCUUUCUUCUGCUAUUAUUGUUCAUCAUCAUCAUCAUCAUCAUCACCUUCCAAUAUAUGACAUGACGUUCUCAAACUUCUUUUUCCUUUUCUCUCGUGUUUCUUUUUCUCUUAAUGCAUCUCUGUACAGGGAACUAGCACCAUAGUCUUCUCCGUAUCAGUUCCUCUUGUUUUUUCUUUUCCUCUUUAACAUCUAAAACAGCUCUUAUUUCGCUUCAAUUUGUUAUACGUUGGUUAAUUGAGGAGCAUGGAGGGAGAAAGAAGGAAGAGGAAAAUAGAAAAUGAAGAAGAAAAUGAGGAGCAGAAGAUGGAAAGGUUCUUUGCCUUGAUAAAGAGGACAAAAGAUGUUCGCGAUCGACUCUACAAGGAGAAUAAGAAGAUGGAUGGAGAAAGGGAAAAGAGUAUUUGGAACCCAAAGUUUGAAGUAGAAGACUUCAUUGAUUGUGGACAAAUAAUGCCUGAGAGUGGUAAAGCUUCAGGUUCUCAUCAUCAUGAUCUUGCAGGUCCUUCAAACAAAGAACUCAGAGACGAAAAGAAAGAAGAUUUGCAAGAUGCAACACAAUUGGUGCCCACUGAGGAACAAAAUGGUGAAGAGAAAGACAAAAGAAGUGAGCAUUUAGACUUAAAUCUUUCGUUAUAAGAUUAUAAUUAUAUGCAUAUAUAUCUGAUGAACUGGUUAUGGACUAUUAACCAAUGACUACGAUAUGCUGACAACCUUAAACACUGUAUUUAACCCAGUUUUGGUGGCUACUUCAUGAUGAUGAUGAUGAUUUUAACCCUGUAGUUGUAACACACUGAAUUGAAAAGAAAGAAGAAGCUACCAUUUUUAUUAA